This is a messenger RNA of Cyphellophora europaea CBS 101466, 933 nucleotides long. RefSeq names its product histone H3. Gene Ontology annotation, molecular function: DNA binding; structural constituent of chromatin; protein heterodimerization activity. Gene Ontology annotation, cellular component: membrane; nucleosome. NCBI's taxonomy places the organism in Eukaryota, Fungi, Ascomycota, Eurotiomycetes, Chaetothyriales, Cyphellophoraceae. Gene Ontology annotation, biological process: rRNA transcription. Bases 1 to 933 code for a protein of 310 amino acids. The record is from RefSeq and is a predicted model, not a curated record. The transcript has 5 exons.
AUGGCUCGCACUAAGCAGACCGCCAGAAAGAGCACGGGUGGCAAGGCGCCCCGCAAACAACUCGCCUCAAAGGCUGCUCGCAAGAGCGCUCCCAGCACUGGUGGCGUCAAGAAGCCUCACCGCUACAAGCCUGGUACCGUCGCUCUCCGUGAGAUUCGUCGCUACCAGAAGUCGACUGAGCUCCUCAUCCGCAAGCUCCCCUUCCAGCGUCUCGUCCGUGAGAUUGCCCAGGACUUCAAGUCGGAUCUCCGCUUCCAGUCAUCUGCCAUCGGUGCUCUCCAGGAGUCCGUUGAGGCCUACCUCGUCUCUCUCUUCGAGGACACCAACCUUUGCGCCAUCCACGCCAAGCGUGUCACCAUCCAGUCCAAGGACAUUCAGCUCGCCCGCCGUCUCCGUGUGCAGCUAUGUACGACGCUCGUUACGUAUCUGGCAGGCGAUCUGCUAGCCCAAGAGAUUGGAGGCGAAGACUAUGAUCCUAUACGAACUGUGCGAAUGCUCACGAUCGGGUCGAUAGCCAGCGUACCGGGAUACAAGUGGUUCCUCUGGCUUGGGAACAAUUUCAACUACAGUUCUAGGGCGGGGUCUAUUCUGGUCAAAGUAUGCGUGCAGCAAGCAGUGUUCACGCCGGUGUUUAACACCUACUUUUUCGGCAUGCAGGCUGUUUUGACGGGCGAGAGCCCGUCAGGUUGCAUCGAAAGAAUCAAGGCCGCCGUACCUGUCAGCAUGCUCAACUCGUUGAAGAUAUGGCCGGCGGUGACGGCGUUCAGUUUCGCGUUCAUCUCAGCGCAAUACAGGUUCAUGUUCUCGGGGAUAUUCGCCGUGUGCUGGCAGGCGUACUUGAGCUUCUUGAAUCGUAAAGAGGAAAAGAUCGAAAGAGUUGGGCAUCACACUGGAAGAGCACUGGCGCAGUUGAACGAGCGCAAGAAAGACUAG